CUGAGCUGUCUGUGCACCGAUUCAUCUGAGAGCCCGUCAUGGGACACUCGGCUGUCCUCCUCGCUGUGGCCCUGGCCAUCCUCCCCGCUUGUGGGACUGGGGCUCCUCUCCAAAGGCGGCACAAGCUGCUCCUCGUGUCCUUCGAUGGCUUCCGCUGGAACUAUGACCAAGAUGUGGACACCCCUAACCUGGACACCAUGGCCCAAGAAGGGGUGAAGGCGAGAUACAUGACUCCUGCCUUUGUCACCAUGACCAGCCCCUGCCAUUUUACACUAGUCACUGGCAAAUACAUCGAGAACCAUGGGGUGGUCCACAACAUGUUCUACAACACCACCACCAAGGUGCGGUGGCCCUACCACACCACGCUUGGUAUCCAGAGCUGGUGGGACAAUGGCAGCAUACCCAUCUGGAUCACAGCCCAGAGGCAGGGCUUAAAAACGGGCUCCUUCUUCUAUCCCGGCGGGAACGUCACCUACCAAGGGGAGGCCGUGACGAUGAGCCGUAAGGAAGGCAUCUUUCACAAUUACAAAGACGAGAAGGAGUGGAGGGAAAAUGUGGACACUGUGAUGAGGUGGUUCACGGAGGACGACGCGGACCUGGUCACCCUCUACUUCGGGGAGCCAGACUCCACUGGCCACAGAUACGGCCCUGAGUCCCAGGAGAGGAAGGACAUGGUGCACCAGGUAGACAGGACUGUGGGUUACCUCCGGGACAGCAUCAAGAACCACAGCCUCUCAGAGAGCCUCAACCUGAUCAUCACGUCAGACCACGGCAUGACAACCGUCCACAAGGAAGCCAGCGACCUGGUGGAGUUCCACAAAUUCCCCAACUUCACCUUCCAGGACAUCGAGUUCGAACUCUUAGACUACGGGCCCAAUGGGAUGCUGAUCCCCAAGGAAGGGAUGCUGGAGAAGGUAUACGGUGUCCUCAAGGAUGCCCACCCCAGGCUGCAUGUGUACAAGAAGGAAGACUUUCCCAAGAGCUUCCACUACGCCAACAACCCCAGAAUCACGUCCCUGCUCAUGUACAGCGACCUCGGCUACGUCAUCCAUGGGAGAGUGAGUGUCCAGUUCAACAAAGGUGAACAUGGUUUCGACAACCAAGACAUGGACAUGAAGACCAUCUUCCGGGCGGUGGGUCCCAGCUUCAAGGCAGGCCUAGAGGUGGAGCCCUUUGAGAGCGUCCAUGUGUACGAGCUCAUGUGCCACCUGCUGGGCAUUGUGCCCGAGCCCAACGAUGGGCACCCUGGCACCCUGCAACCCAUGCUCCUAUCAGGGUCCGCUCUCCCACUUGGCGGUCAACGCCGCUUGGUGAUGGCAUUGAUGGGGAUCCUAAUGGUUCUGGCCAAGGUCACAUAAUGCCCCACUCGGUCAAGUUCAGAAGGCAGAGGAGGCUGAAAGAAUGAAGCCAAGACUCUCCCGCUUCCUGCUUCUCAGCCAGAGUCCCUUCCCCUGCAGGACCCCUUCAGCUCCCUGACCUUCCCCUCCCCCACUUCGCCCACUCCCACCUCCAGCCCAGCAGCCAGAAUGCAGCUUCUGGAUGAUUCCACCACGCUGGUGACUCCAACCAGCCUGGCAGCCAGAGAACCGCACGCUCUUGGGGUCCCUUCCAGCACAGGCUUGGAGGACAUCUCUGCAAAGCAGACAGGUCAUCAUAUCCCCCCACCAACAACCCUACUGCCCUCCCUCUAGAUGUUACCCACUCCUUCCUGCCACCAUUCAGAGCUCCAGUGGAGAGGACUCCAAACCUCACACUAAACUGGUUUCAGGAGAACUACAAGGGGAGCUGGUCCCAGAGUGCCCCAGGAGCCAGCCUCAGUCUGAGGACAUCCCAGAAUGAGAAGUGACAAGACCACCCUGUUUCUCCGUCCUGUGCAGUCACAACCUGAUGGGGGAAGUCCUUCUGUGUAGAUGCUGUCCUAUUUGUUGAUAAAUAAAGCACUGUUGGCCAA
Molecule: messenger RNA, 1951 nt
Organism: Mesocricetus auratus (golden hamster)
Lineage: Eukaryota; Metazoa; Chordata; Mammalia; Rodentia; Cricetidae
Gene: Enpp7
Product: ectonucleotide pyrophosphatase/phosphodiesterase 7
Exons: 5
Coding region: 39-1358 (439 amino acids)
Source: RefSeq, a predicted model, not a curated record